This is a messenger RNA of Polyodon spathula (Mississippi paddlefish), 3025 nucleotides long. Its product is annotated as P2Y purinoceptor 4. The coding region runs from base 1843 to 2868 and encodes 341 amino acids. The record is from RefSeq and is a predicted model, not a curated record. Lineage: Eukaryota; Metazoa; Chordata; Actinopteri; Acipenseriformes; Polyodontidae. Gene Ontology annotation, molecular function: G protein-coupled receptor activity. The transcript has 3 exons. Gene Ontology annotation, cellular component: plasma membrane. Gene Ontology annotation, biological process: G protein-coupled receptor signaling pathway.
UGUGUAACCUCGAGCUAUGAGCGAAGUGAACGCGGUGUAGAAUAAUGAAGUGAAUUGAACUUCUACAGCAGAUGAAAUUGCAAAAAGUGAAUUCGUGUCUUUUAUUCCAUGCUGUUAACAACUUGUGUCACCAUGGCAACAUCCUCUUUUUUAUCAUCCAGUCUGUUUACGUGCUUGGGUUUCUCUCUCUCUCUCAUUCUGGUUCGUUAUAGAUAGCAUUACACUAUGCUGUUACUGCCCUCGGCUUCAACUGCUCUGUCCAUUAAUUACGCUUUAAACACUAGCAGGAAAAAUAAAAGCACUAGCCUGCUACGUCACAUAUCUCAUUACUCCCACACAUGUUUGUAAUGCUAUAUAAGAGAUGAAUGUAUGUCUAUAUAGGCCGAUAUGCAUAAGUUUGUUUUUCAUUAAAUGCAAUAAUCCAGUUCUUCUAUUAUUAAGUGUACACGCUGAGAAAUGAACAAUCACGAAGGCAUAGACGAUGCAGCUCUGUGGACGCGCUGUUAACGUUGCGCAUCUCUGACAAGCCUGUGUGGUCCGACUCUGAGCGCAGAUGUUGUAUCUGCGCUGCGUGCCAACGAGCGAGCCAGCCAGACACCAAACCCCCGGGGAUACCUUACACCGGUUAUACUUUCAAUUGGAAAACCUCGGAGAGAUUGAAAAGGAUUUUAGACCAAAAGAUUUAACUUUGGCAGUGGCUUCUGUGGUAUAGCUAGUACACCGCGGGGUUUUCACAAGACCUAGUCCCCCUCUCCACCCUCUUCUCCCCGCUCUCCCUGUCUGUUUGUCCCCUCAAUGCAUUCAGUACCCGUCGCUGCUGCACACUCCUCCGCAGCGCGCAGGAUGGAUCCGGUCUUUCUCAUCUUUCUGCUCUACGUGAUGAUAAUCCACGACCUGGUGUGCGGAUUGAUGGAACGCCAGAGACAGGCGACCAAGCCGAAAAAACAGCCCGGCCCAGUGUGGACAUCUGGGCCAGCUAUCCGGGGGACCCCGAGAUUCACCAGGCAGCCCACCAAGACAGAGAGACCACGGGACUGGAGGAAAGGUGGCAGGAUCGUAAGGAAAGCCUGAGAGAGAGAGGGGGGCAGCGGCUCUGGAGAGACUGAAGAUACUGGCAUGGGGGUUACUUGAGAGGAAAGGCUGCUUUCCAUCGGGCCCAUCAUUCGUUUUUUUUGUUCUGUUUGCGUUCCCGUAAUUAACCCCAAAGGACUCAUCGUUUUGCUGUGCUGUUCUCACAGGGGCUCUGGAGACGACAGAGUAUGACAGACGACUGCAGAGUGUGUAGAUAUCUUUGUUACAACACCACAGAAUCCUGAUGCAUGAAACAUCCUUUGGAAAUGUUGUAUCUCAUGAAAUCAUGCUGGUGUGUUCAGCUGAUUUGUGCAUCUCUCAGUGACCGUUGAUCGAAAGGUUGUUGUUGUUUUUGUGCAACUGGCCGGUGGUAGCGCUCGUCGCUUCCUGCGCUGUAGGUCACAGACUGCAGUUAGACCCUUGGAAGAACCCAACUCUAUAGAGCACAGGCUCGGGCUCUGUUCUUAAAAGCAAACAAAACAAACAGUGAAACUAGAGAUCAUCGUCAGGCUCUGAAAACCUGCAUCGGCACAAACAGGCUUUGCAGCAUUACUGUGGGUGUGAUUUCAUUGUAAUAUUAAACACGGCUGCUAUUAAUAACACCUGUGUGUGUGUGUGUGUGUGUGUGAUUGCAAGUGAACCCGAACUGGAACAUUCUUUCAAGGUGACAGUCUGUCUUGUGUGAAGUCUCUCUAUCGGUAAAUCCUAGCGCCGGCACUGCUCAGGUGAUAAAAACUCAUUCCUCCCUCCUCACUCUGUCCGCAAUAAACCAUGAACAACAGCAGCCUCCUCCAUGUCAACGGCACCUCUCCGUGCCCUGCCGAGCCUCAGUCCAUUAUUAUCCCGGUCUUCCUGGUCCUGGUCUUCCUGGGCGGCUUCAUCCUCAACAGCGCCAGCCUGUGGAUCUUCUGGUUCCGUAUCCCGCACUGGAACUCAGGAAUGAUCCUCCAGUUCCACCUGGUCCUCAGCGACGCCAUGGUCAUCCCAGCUGCCCCGUUCAUGGCAAUCUACUACUCCCUGGGCAGCCACUGGCCCUUCGGACAGUUUCUGUGUCAACUCAAAGCGUUCUUCCUCAGUACCCACCUGUACAGCAGCAUCUACUUCCUCAUGCUGAUCAGUGUGCACCGGUACGUGGCCGUGGUGCACUACACCAGGGUGUCCCGGAUGAAGAGCAAAGACUUCGUUCACAAGCUCUGCCUGGGCGUGUGGUUCUUCCUCUCCAUCAAAGGCAUGGCCUUGUUCUUCAUCCUGGAGACCAGCGAGGUGGGCAACCGCAUCAAGUGCCUGAGCAUCCACCAGGACCAGCUGACCGGCGUCUAUUUCGUCAUGAACUUUGUUCUUCUGGUCCCUGGGUUCCUGCUCCCCUUCGCGAUCUCCGUCACCUGCUACAGCCUCCUGGUUUCCUCCGUCUCCAAGAUGAAAACCAACACCCUCAAGGGGAAGGUCAUCAAGAGCAAGUCCCUGAAGAUGAUCGCUGUCUGCAUGAGCAUCUUCGUAGCCUGUUUCACGCCCCUGCACGUGGCACGCACCCUCGGGGUUGUGGUGAAGAAGUUCUUCCCCAGCGCCUGUGCACUGCUCACCCAGGUGGAGAGCGCUUACUACAUAUCCUGGACUCUAGCUGGAGCCAACUGCUGCCUGGAUCCCAUGAUAUACUGCUUCGGGUCAGAGAAAUUCAACAAGACCUUCAGGGGCUCUCUGAACAGGAUCGGGUUCCGCUUUCACAGGCCCGCGGCUGCAAGGGGGAUGGACAGCACGAGCCAGAGCAUGACUUCCAGGGCCGGCACUGUAGCGCUCUAGGAGGCUUGAAGGCUCACAGCUUAAUGUUUAUUCACCUUCUGGGGCAAACGCUUGCUUUGAUUGCAGCCUCUGGCAAUCGAGAGCACUACCAGAGGGACUGCAAGUCAAUGUUAUUGUAAAAUGUGUAAGCAGUGUACGCUGUUGGCAUCAGGUGUGG